Molecule: messenger RNA, 963 nt
Organism: Pseudozyma hubeiensis SY62
Lineage: Eukaryota; Fungi; Basidiomycota; Ustilaginomycetes; Ustilaginales; Ustilaginaceae
Product: glycosylphosphatidylinositol anchor biosynthesis protein 11
Exons: 1
Coding region: 1-963 (320 amino acids)
Biological process (GO): GPI anchor biosynthetic process
Cellular component (GO): endoplasmic reticulum membrane
Source: RefSeq, a predicted model, not a curated record
AUGCCGCCCAAACCGCGCACCACCAUCCCGCGUCCGCCCCCCUCUUCCUCCUCAACCACCGCAAAUCGAACCCCGCAAUCCACUCAACCCACCGCGCCCACCACCAAACGCAAGCGAUACAUCCACUCACCCCUGACCCUCAUCACAAUCCUCCUCUUGCACUCCAUCCUCCACAUCCUCGCCUUCAUCUUGCUCACCGAACCGUGUCUCAACCCGUCCUACACGACACGCUUCCGCGACAAGCUCGACUACUUUUCGCUGUUGACCGCCAACCCGUCUGCGAUUCCGGUGGGGGAGUGGAGGGAGAGGUUUACGUCUGCUGGAAUUCGGGCCUUGUUCGGAGUCGGGGUGGUGCAGGUGUGGUUUACCGCGAGAAUGUGCGGAUACUUCGAGCGGAGUGAACUGGUAUACGGGAGGUUGGUUAGAGCCUUGAAGGAGCAGAGGGAGGCUGGGAAAAAGGUCGGAGUAGAUACGAGAUUCGCCCAAGAAACCAAAGCCGAUGAAGAGGAGGAGGAGAAGGUCGGCAGCUUCAUCCGCCAACUCGAAUCUGUCUCUUUAACCCUCCUAGCCACCCCCUUCCUCUCCAUCCUUGUCUUCACGCUCCUCAUCCUUCUUGGUGCACCUCUCACCCACUUCAAACAAACCGCCCUCGUCUCCUUCCACCUAACCCUACUUCUCCUCCUCCCUCCACUCCACAUCCUAGGCCUCCCCUCCGACAACCCGUCAUCCGCAUCAUCGAACCACUGGAAAUCCCUCCUCACCCUCUCGCCCUCCCCUCCCCACCUCCUCCCCCUCUUCUACCAACCCCUCUUCUCGCUCGCCACAACGUUCCUCGCAACAGCCGUCCUCGCGCUCGACUGGAACGUCUCUUACCAGACCUACCCUUUCCCCCUCCUCGUCGGCAGUCUCAUCGGUCUAGUCGUAGGGAACUUGUACACUGUCAUCAUCAUCAUUCGCGGUUAA